GGGGCCUCUUUGUCAGCCCCAGACCGGCGCUCAUCGCACGCCCUUUGUCAAAUGAGAGAUGCGGAGGGGCUGUUCCUCAGCCGAGGUUUAACCAAUGGAGGAGGCGAGAUGGGCGGGCCGGGAAUGCCUGGCCGCGGGUCCUCAGCUCCCAGCCGAGGUGCGGCGAGCUGGUGGGGGUACCGCGAGGCGAGCGCGGGAUCCUGGGCAGCGAGUGGGGUGUGAGCUGCCUGAAAAUGCACUCGGAUGCUGCCGCUGUCAACUUUCAGCUGAAUUCUCAUCUCUCAACACUGGCAAAUAUUCAUAAGAUCUACCACACCCUUAAUAAGCUAAAUCUAACAGAAGACGUUGGCCAAGACGAUCACCAAACAGGAAGUCUGCGGUCUUGUGGUUCUUCGGACUGCUUUAGUAAAGUGAUGCCGCCAAGGAAAAAGAGAAGACCUGCCUCUGGAGAUGAUUUAUCUGCCAAGAAAAGUAGACAUGACAGCAUGUAUAGAAAAUAUGAUUCAACUAGAAUAAAGACUGAAGAAGAAGCCUUUUCAAGUAAGAGGUGUUUAGAGUGGUUCUAUGAGUAUGCAGGCACCGAUGAUGUCGUAGGUCCUGAAGGCAUGGAGAAAUUUUGUGAAGACAUUGGUGUUGAACCAGAAAACGUAGUUAUGCUUGUCCUAGCUUGGAAAUUGGAUGCACAAAAUAUGGGUUAUUUUACUCUACAGGAGUGGUUAAAAGGAAUGACUUCUCUACAAUGUGAUACAACAGAAAAACUCAGAAAUACUUUGGAUUACUUAAGAUCAUUAUUAAAUGAUUCUACAAACUUUAAACUUAUUUACAGAUAUGCGUUUGACUUUGCACGGGAAAAGGACCAGCGCAGCCUAGACAUAAACACUGCCAAGUGCAUGUUGGGACUGUUAUUAGGAAAAAUCUGGCCCCUUUUUCCAGUUUUUCACCAAUUCUUAGAGCAAUCAAAAUAUAAAGUUAUUAACAAAGACCAGUGGUGCAAUGUGCUAGAGUUUAGCAGAACCAUUAAUCUUGACCUCAGCAACUAUGACGAAGACGGAGCGUGGCCAGUUUUGUUGGACGAGUUUGUGGAGUGGUAUAAAGACAAACAGAUGUCCUAGGACUUUAUGCAUAGCAGCGAAAGAGUCACUGUUACCACAGUUAUGUCAACCAUUAGCCAUAAAUCGCUGUUUGUAUCAAAGCGCAUGCUGCUUCUCUUGCACUGUCUCCCUUUUGCAGGGACGUUUUUUGGUGUUUGCUAUGGAAUGGGCCAGCUCUGCCUGCUGUGUAGCAUUGUUCUCUUGGAAGGCUGCUUUGCAGUUGUAUUUACACUACAGAUUGGUGAAUUUGCCAACGUCCUCACUGUGAUUAUGUGUAUAUUGCUGUUAAAAUUUUGUAUAUGUGUAUAAAAAGAAAAAGCUUCACCUAGAGAUUAUUUCUGCAAAAAUGUAUUGUAAAAAUAAUUUUGUGGCAUAUUUCUAGUCCCUUUUUUCAAAUGAACCAAUAACACUUUAUUUGGUCUCAAAUGUAGCAUUUCAGGAAACAUGACAGAACAACUGUUACCAUAAGUAAAUGUUGCCAGAAUUCACUGUAUUGUUCAAGAGGCCAACUUUUGGAAGGAAGUGGGAGUUAUAACUUUGGAGAGGCAUAUGCCAAAUAUAAUUUGGUCUACUUAAAUAUUAGCAUUUUUAAAUGAUGAAACUUGUAUUUAUUUGAACAUAUAGACAUGUACCAUGUCACAAAUCAUUUCCACCAUGUAAGGUAUAGGUUUUUCUUUUCUGAUGUUAAAAGCUGUAAUAAUUUGAAUAUAGGUACAAAUGAACAAGUUAAAAAUUGCACCUUUUUUUUUUAAUGAGAUGGUUUUAAACUCUUGUAAACUUUCUUUAGUUUCUUUUUUUUUUUUCUCUUUUGCAUUCUUCUUGUCAGUGUUUAGUCUGCUGAUGCUUUCACUGCCAUCCUAAGUAAGAUUUGUUUUUCCUUCUCCAUGAAAACCUAAUGGUUUGCUGGCAUUUUAUAACUGCAGAGCACUUUUAGUUGUGGCUUGAAUUUUUAGUUAAGCUUUCAUGGUGUCUAAUUUUCUAGUUUUUUUGGAAAAAGAACUCUUAUUAUAAGUGAGAGGUGUUUUGUUUUCCUUUUUGUUUCUUUCAUGCUAGGCUUUUCCUGGCAGAAUGUCCAUUGCAGGCAGUGGACACGAAACCACCAGCAUUGAGCUAAUAACUCUAUUACACGGCAGGCCCUUUUCUGGAGAGGCCACUCGUCAUUACCUGGAUAAUUUGUAUAGAAAGGCGGUAGCCAUUAUUUAUGUGGAUGAGGAAACAAGUGAACAGGAUGGUAUUUUUAGGUUUGUAUUUUAUGUCCUUUUCCCCCCCCCCCUCCCCUUGCCUUACCCUUCUUGAGGAAAUGUAUAGAUAACAUGUUUCCCCCUCAACUAUCUGGUGCUAUUAAACGACUAUUUUAGUCCCUAAAGUUUUCUGAAACACAAAAGUCUAAUGAUUUAAUCCAAAUAAAAAGCUAAUGGUGCAUUUGAACAAGUGAAUGCUAUAGUUGUGAGCAAGAUCCAUGAUUGAAUAUAUGUUUGGAAGAGGUUUGGAUCAUUUCAAAAUCUGGCUGAAAAAUCUUCUGGAUUAAAUGUGAACCUUUAAAUGGCAUUAAAUCAGAAAAGCACACAGACAAUGCUACUCUUGACCACUAUGUCACAGUUUCUUUGCAAACUGUGUUCAGAUUUUCAUAUUAUUUUUUUCUCUAACUGAACCACCAAAGACAGAAAUUUUGUAUGUAUAUACAGUGUGUGUGUGCAUAUACAAAAUCAUAAUGUGGUAGAAUGAAAUUACUUCCUUUUUCUACCAAAUAGAAAGGUUUGGUUUGCUGCAAAAUAAACCAGAAGUUUGAAAAACUCUAUAGUGAUUAAGCAUACUUAAUCAUUCCUUGUUUAGGGUUUGUAGACUCCCUUCUACUUUAUAAAUUCAUACCAGUUUGCACAAAUUAAUAUCUGAAAAGAAUUGAAGAUGUUAAUGGCAAACACAGCCCUUGGUUCUGAUGGCGCUGUUCCAGUGGCAAUUGACCACAGGCAGGUUCUGAUCUGUGGAGAACUUGAUUUAUUUUCAAAAGUAUCCUGUAAAGUUUUUUUAUUUUUUUAAAAUCACUGUAAAGUCAACAGUUCUUAAAUUUGAUCAACUAUGAAUCACAAAUGAAUAUACAAAUAUAAACCAUUGAUGAAAUUAUUUUAAAAGUUAUUAUUAGGAACUGGAGAGUUUUUUAAACACUAAGCACAGUUAAUCCUAAAUUAAAGGACUGUUAUAGGAGAGAGGUUCCAUUUUAUUCACAAUGAACAUUUUGAUAAUGGGGGGGAAAAGCCCAAGUAAAAACGGUUUCAUGAUAUAUAAUAGGAAAGUAGGUAUUCCAAAGCGAUAAUCUUGCAUAUUUAGAAAACUCCAAAUAAUCUUAAACGCCCUUGAAAAAUAAACGUCUGUGACUGCAGAGUGCUUGCCCUUGGUUUUCUUGAUUUUAUGAAGUUAUUUUUAAGGGAAGGAAAAAGGGUCAGAGUAAUAAGAGACCUUUUCUUAAAAAUGUCCCUAAAUUGUAUAGAAUUGAGCAAUCAUCAAGCACAUAUUUACUGGCUAAUAUUAAAUAAAUUAGGGUGCCUUCUUCUGAUUGUUUUUUUUUUUUUAAUUACUUAAGUCUACACCCUUUAUCUCUUUCUGUUGUGUUUUGAACUCCUCAUUGCAAUACCCUGUCGUAAUGGAAUACAACUUGUAGAUGUUUACUACUGCAGUAGGUCACAAAUUUCAUUAUUUGAUUUGCCAUAACACCCACUGUAAUGUCACAUGCAGCUUUUGGGAAGCGUGAACUCUGAAUUAAGUUGUUAUAAAUCUGACUAGACAAACCUUCAGGCUUAACAACAGAUUUCUGUUGCCUCUGUCUCCAUUUUAACAGUGCUUUUGAAGUUUAUACAGAAAGCUUUAAAAGUUCGUUUUGUGCCCUUGGUUUUUAUUCUUAAAACUGCUAAAAUACCUCUGUAAGCCUUAUCUUUUCUUCUUUCAUAUGUUGAAUAAUAAGUGUAUAGAAUUCAUUGACCAACUAAAAUGUUGGAUGUCUGUAAAUGAGACCAAAAUGUGGGUUGCUUUUUUCAUAAAGUAAUUUUCCAUGGGGGUUACUGUUAAAUGGACUGAACAGCAGCUAACCUAUAACUGUGAAUGCUUCAUGUCGUCAGUAUUUGCAUUACAUUCAUAAACGUGUGCAAGUCCUGUGACUCCCAGCUUAACUCAGAUACUGUUAUGCCACCUAACUUGAGUACAGCAAACUGGUUUUAGGUUUUAAUGUAACUGAUGUAAAAUGAUAUCCCAUAAAUAAAAAGUAUUUGUGUUUGGUUUCAGAA
This is a messenger RNA of Hipposideros armiger (great roundleaf bat), 4366 nucleotides long. RefSeq names its product defective in cullin neddylation 1 domain containing 4 (gene DCUN1D4). The record is from RefSeq and is a predicted model, not a curated record. Gene Ontology annotation, cellular component: ubiquitin ligase complex. Gene Ontology annotation, biological process: protein neddylation. Gene Ontology annotation, molecular function: cullin family protein binding; ubiquitin-like protein binding; ubiquitin conjugating enzyme binding. The transcript has 11 exons. NCBI's taxonomy places the organism in Eukaryota, Metazoa, Chordata, Mammalia, Chiroptera, Hipposideridae. The coding region runs from base 234 to 1112 and encodes 292 amino acids.